UUCCACUCGUGAAAAGACAAAUGCCGAGGAGAAAAAUCCAGCUUUUAAAAAACAUGGAAACUUCAACCAUGAACGACCCAGUUUAACCCACAAACUCCACUCCACGUAAACACGUUCCACGAGUCAGCUCACCGUCCAUUUAUUGACACCCACCCCCAGUUUUUUCGAACUCUUCUGGUUUCCUCCAAAACUCAAAAUCUCUUGAAACUUCAACUCAUGGCUUCUCUGAACUCACUUGCCUUAUUCACAAUCUUCCUUGCUCUGCAUCUCAAGAUUGCGAAAACCGACUUUUUAUCCCCUCUUUUGCCACCCAUCUUCGAUGAUGUGUGCAAAGAAGUGGAAUGUGGAAAAGGAAAAUGCAAGCCUUCUUCAAAUGGAACACUCCCUUAUUAUACCUGUGACUGUGAUGCUGGCUGGAAACAAACUGCUGCUGCUGAUAAUGAUGAUGAUCAUCCCAAGUUUCUCCCUUGCAUUUUCCCCAACUGUACGAUGAACACUGCUUGUGCAGCAGCUCCUUCCCCGGUGCAAGAAAAGGCUACCAAAUCAAACCAAUCAAUCUUUGACAUCUGCCAGUGGACUAAUUGCGGAGGAGGAUCAUGCAACAAGACUUCUCCGUUUACGUACGAUUGCAGAUGCUCGGAGGGUUAUUUUAAUCUUCUUAAUGUCUCUGCCUUCCCAUGCUACAGAGAAUGUGCAAUUGGUAUGGACUGUGCAAACCUUGGGAUAUCCAUGUCAAAUAGGUCUACUUCUGUAACACCGACAUCGUCUCGAAAUGACGUUAACCGAGGCAGUGGACUCGAAGAUGUUCGGAAACUUUCGUUGGCUGAUAAUGUCGAUGGUGUUGCUCGCAAUGGUUGUUUGAUGUGUACGUAUAAAGCCGAUGCUCGGAGUUUCAAGUUCCACGAUCCAGAUAGCGAUUCGAGCAUCAAGCGCAGCCGUGUUCUUAUGUUGUUCUAUAGCUUAGAUGAUUUACCUUCGACUAUAUUGUUUCUUUUUGUACCUGUUAUGAGAUUCGCGGUUCGACUAUAAUACCUCCUUAUUUAAAAAAAAAUCUAGUUGCCUUC
Messenger RNA from Hibiscus syriacus, 1064 nucleotides. RefSeq lists its product as uncharacterized. The coding region runs from base 217 to 1029 and encodes 270 amino acids. Lineage: Eukaryota; Viridiplantae; Streptophyta; Magnoliopsida; Malvales; Malvaceae. The transcript is spliced from 6 exons. The record is from RefSeq and is a predicted model, not a curated record.